UUAAAAUAAUUAGCAACUCACCCUCGCACCCUUUAAAAUUAUGGACAGUCCUGAGACACCCUUUAAAAUUAUGGACAGUCCUGAGACACCCUUUAAAAUUAUGGACAGUCCUGAGACACCCUUUAAAAUUAUGGACAGUCCUGAGACACCCUUUAAAAUUAUGGACAGUCCUGAGGCACCCUUUAAAAUUAUGGACAGUCCUGAGGCACCCUUUAAAAUUAUGGACAGUCCUGAGGCACCCUUUAAAAUUAUGGACAGUCCUGAGGCACCCUUUAAAAUUAUGGACAGUCCUGAGACACCCUUUAAAAUUAUGGACAGUCCUGAGGCACCCUUUAAAAUUAUGGACAGUCUGUAGGCACCCCAUUCUAAAAUGGG
Staurois parvus is the source of this 375-nucleotide messenger RNA. NCBI's taxonomy places the organism in Eukaryota, Metazoa, Chordata, Amphibia, Anura, Ranidae. The record is from the annotation of a GenBank genome assembly.